GAAAAAACUUGACUGACCACGUCCGUCAACGCACUCACCUGAGAGGUCUCACGUCAAGUCAUGCACCAGGGGAUGAAGGGAGAGAGAGGGAGAGGAACAAACAAGGGCAGCCGGACAGCCAGGCAUCGAGUGUGUCCAUCCAUCCAUCCAUCCAUCCAUCUUUCCGCCCUAGGGAAAAGGCACAUUGUGAGAGGCCUUAAACCGCACCGCACCGCACCGCACCGCACCCCGGCACACACAGCUAGGUCUAGGACAAAACCAUACGCACCAUCUACGCCAGCCGUCCAUUCAUUCAUCAUCGGCACGCGAAAAACACUCAAAAAGGUCGUUUGCCGCUAUGCAAAGCACCUCUGCGUGUAUGUGUUUUGUAUAUGUAGAAAAGCAAUUGAGGCGAUCGAUAGCGCGGUGCGUACGGACAGUACAGACGACUCCGCCCUCACUAACGUACUCACUCAUCCACUCAUCCACUCAUUUCAGUGAUCGAAUCGAGUGGUCUCACCUCAGCCGACAACUACUGAGCCACCCAUACACCCAGCCGGCCACGCAGUCGCUGCUAUGCUAUGCACCAAUGUUGCCUGCCUGUCACUUUUGUGAGAGUGGUGUGAAUGUGAGUGACACGUAUGGGUAGUACUCGCCGCCCUCCAUCUCGUGACCCUCCGCACCACCAGCGCCACCUGGAGACACACACUCACACUCACACUCACGCACGCGCCACCAUACCAGACAGGAAGUGUCUGUCUGGGUGUGGCUCACAUGACUAAGUACGCACCUGCGUAUGAUUUGCCGAAUGAGCCCGAGGAGGUGAAGAGUGUCUCGAGCUCCUGACGCAACCUCUUCUCGUUGCGGCCCGUCGGCUGCAGUCAUUGCAAUACACACAGAUAAAGACACACCACGACAGACAGACAUGCUUCAUGUGAUGUGCAUUAGUCUGUGUGGUUUGUGUGGCGCACUGCAGGCCGUGUGUGUGUUGUGUUUACCAUGAGAAAGAAGGCCGCGAUCUUUGGUGGCAGACCGAACCGCAACACCGCCUCGACAAACACUCUGCAUACACCAGUCCACGCACGGAGCGUCCCCGACACACGCAUGUGUGCCUGCCUGCCUGCCUGCCUCUUAAAAUAGGUAGGUACCUUAUUGCCUUGAGGUGAACCCAUGCAAUGAAGACAUCUGAGAAGUUCGCCUCACACACGCGCUUCAGAAACGACUGCACCAAGCAACCACACACACACACAGAGAGAGAGAGAGAGACGUCUGGUGUGACUGGUGGACGGGAGGAUGCCUGAAUGGAGUGUGCGCGUGUGUGCAUCGCAAUGGUGCGUGCCUCGUUUUUCUUGAGUUCUUGUUCGAUGCGCGCCCGUUCGGUCUUGCGGUGGUUGUACGCCUCGACGGAAUAGGUGAAGUCGCGCACUAUAAACCUGACGCAAACAAACACACAGCACACGAACGAAGAUGGCAAAUGGAGAGGGACUGUGCGUGGCGGACUUUCCCCUCCCUCUCUCCCUCUCUUCACCCCUAUAUAUUCACUUAUUUACCUGUUUUGUCUGGCGGUCGACUUGAAGUCCUCGGCGCUCUUCUUCAUGACGACAACACGCCACAGCGUGUUGCCCUCGCGAUCCUCAGGCGGCAGCUUCCUGCACACACAUUGGCCACCCACACACAUACACAUACACAUGGAUGGAUGGAUGGAUCCCUCUUGCUGUGCCAAGUUGCCUCCUUUCGCGACUGACUGUGAAGAUCUCGGCACGACGUGUUCGUCGAGGCCUUCGUACUUCUCCAGCCACUCCUUGUCCUGACCCCUGCAGGCACACACGCAGAGACGUACACACGUAUCUUGAUCUGAUCUGAUCUGAUGUGUGUGCUGAGUGUGUUCGUUGAUUGACAGACCUUGGCACGACGACCACGAGUGUGGUGAGGUACUCUGACUCGAUAAAGUCGCUCUCCUUGACCACCUCGGGCGUCAACACGUCGAUCAGGUCACGCUGCGACAGGUUGCCACUGAUCGACACGCAAACACAACAACACACGGACACCAACAAACACACACACACGGUAGGUACCGUGAGUGUGCGGACAUCGAUCUCCAUCCAUCCAUCCAUCCAUCUGUCUGUUCCUGAUUCCUGAGUGCGCACCCCUCCUUCUUGGCGACUUGUGAGGCCUGUUGUUUGAGGUCGUUGAAGGCCGCAGACUUGAGACGCAGCUCCUCGUCUAUCUUGCCCACAGACUGACAGACAGGGGGCGGGGCGGGGGGGAAUCACAUGCAUCGCACACCACACCACACAGCCCGGGACACUUGUAUGAGUGUGUGUGGGUCCCUCCUUGUCUCUCUCUGUCCAUGUGGGUCGGUACUGCUAGUAUGAGUUGGAUGAGUUCGGUGACGUGUGUCUUCUUGGGGAACUUGGCCUCGUCCCACACAAAACGACGCAAAUAGUCGUCAACAGUCGCUGAUCACACACACACACACACACACGCGGACGCCACACACACACGUGUCACAUAGAUGGUAUCCUCCCAUCAUUGCCGCGUACCAGUGGUUCGUUGUGCCAUGAUUUUGAAUUGUGUGUUUGGGUCGAUUUCGAGCAGCUGCCGCUCCACCCGCCUCAGGACGCUCUCCGCCAUGGUGUCGUGCUUGGCCAACUCGUCCACCACCUUGAUCAAACUAUCAAACGUACCCACCUGCACAACCACAAAGAAACACACACAGAGAGACCCAUGCACACACACAUGCAUUGCCCUGCCCUUGUGUUGUGUGCUGGCUGGCUCCUCUGUGUGUGUCUUUGUGUGUCUGCCCGGUGCCUUGCGUCACCUUGAGUGAGUCGGGGACGUCGAGGACGAAAAGGUCUGAUGCGAGUUGUGGGACGAUUCUGCUCUUGAGUACGCUGAAGAUGGAGUCGCGGCUCUCAUCCUUGGAACUGCACGCAACUAUCCAAAACGACAUCGGUCAAGUGGGAGGGACUCUGCUGAUUGAUGAGGAGGGAGAGGGACGGAGGAUGGGUGAGGAGAUGAGUUGGACGCCAGGGGCUCUUGGAAGGCCGCUGAUCUGCAGGUGAGGCCGGUGAUCUACAGCUCCACAGGCCCUCUGGAGCAACCCGAU
Vitrella brassicaformis is the source of this 3088-nucleotide messenger RNA. The record is from the annotation of a GenBank genome assembly. Lineage: Eukaryota; Vitrellaceae.